Molecule: messenger RNA, 591 nt
Organism: Juglans regia (Persian walnut)
Lineage: Eukaryota; Viridiplantae; Streptophyta; Magnoliopsida; Fagales; Juglandaceae
Exons: 1
Coding region: 1-591 (196 amino acids)
Source: RefSeq, a predicted model, not a curated record
AUGAAUCUACCAAAUAGAGUGAAAGUGUUUGCUUGGAGGGUGUGCAAAAAUGGACUCCUAACACUUCAAAAUUUAAGGAACAGAAAGGUACUCGAGGAGACAAAGUGUCAAUGGUGUAAUGAGGAGGAGGAGGAUAUAAGCCAUGCACUUGUUUAUUGUCCCUUUAUCAAGGAUUACUGGUAUAACCAUUUUAGUUUCUUAAAAGAAACUGAUGUCAGGAUGGACUUUGUUCAAAUUGCAUUAACUGUGCUGAGUAGAGGAAAUAUUAGGGAGAUAGAGAAGUUGUUUCUGAUGGCUUGGGAUAUGUGGUAUAGGAGAAACCAAAAACUUUAUGAAGAUAAUGUUCUUUCACCUGAGCAGGUUGUUGAUCAUGCAUUAUCAUUACAUCAGGAGCAUAAAACAAAUGCAGAAGAACAGAAAAAAGGGAUGAAAGCUUGUUGUUGUUGGUUGCCACCACCUACAGGGGUUCUGAAAUUGAAUAUAGAUGAAGCACUUUUCCAUGAUCAAUACAGAUUAGGUGUGGGGAUGGUUUUAAGAGAUGAACAUGAGAAGGUUAUUUUCUCUGCUAGCAAACCAGGACAUGAAGUGUAG